Messenger RNA from Cornus florida, 3047 nucleotides. Its product is annotated as homeobox-leucine zipper protein ATHB-14-like. Gene Ontology annotation, molecular function: DNA-binding transcription factor activity; DNA binding; lipid binding. The record is from RefSeq and is a predicted model, not a curated record. The transcript is spliced from 18 exons. NCBI's taxonomy places the organism in Eukaryota, Viridiplantae, Streptophyta, Magnoliopsida, Cornales, Cornaceae. Bases 356 to 2893 code for a protein of 845 amino acids.
AUUUCUGUGGGUUGGUUUGUUUCUCUCUCAAACUUCCUCUCUCUACCCUUCACUUUCGCUAAAAUUCUCGAGAUUGGUGUCUGAGAUAAAAGAUCAGGGGACCCUGUUCAAGCUCUUCUCCAACUGGGUUUUUACACAAACUCAUCCCCUGUGCAAGAGAGAGAGAGUCUGAUGAGUGAGAGAGGAGGCUCUCUUGGACGAGAGAGCCUGCCUGUUCAUGCAAAUUAAUCACCACCAAUUCAGUGUCGAUACUGUGAACCAAGAGCUCUAAAACACUCGUACACUCUCUGGGUUUUUCUCUGUUUUUCAACUUUGUGAGUAUUUGUUGUUUUUGUGUUCUCUGAGUUUGUUGUCAAUGGCGCUUUCGAUGCACAGAGAUCUCUCGAACAAGCAGAUGGACACGAGCAAGUACGUGAGGUAUACACCUGAGCAAGUGGAGGCCUUAGAGAGGGUCUAUUCGGAGUGUCCAAAGCCUAGUUCUAUGAGAAGGCAACAGCUUAUCAGGGAAUGUCCUAUUCUCUCUAACAUUGAGCCUAAACAGAUCAAAGUCUGGUUUCAGAAUCGCAGAUGCCGUGAAAAGCAGAGGAAGGAAGCAUCUCGUCUCCAGACUGUAAACAGGAAGCUCAAUGCCAUGAACAAGCUGUUGAUGGAAGAGAAUGACCGUUUACAGAAGCAAGUGUCACACCUGGUUUAUGAGAAUGGAUACAUGCGCCAACAACUGCACACUGUAUCCACAACAGCCACAGACACUAGCUGCGAGUCUGCGGUCAUGAGUGGUCAGCAUCAACAACCAAACCCAACACCUCAGCGUCCGCAGAGGGAUGCUAACAACCCAGCUGGUCUUCUUGCAAUUGCUGAGGAGACCCUGGCAGAGUUCCUUUCCAAGGCUACUGGAACUGCUGUCGACUGGGUCCAGAUGAUUGGGAUGAAGCCUGGUCCGGAUUCUAUUGGAAUCGUUGCUGUUUCCCGCAAUUGUAAUGGGGUAGCAGCGCGAGCCUGUGGUCUUGUGAGUCUAGAACCCAUGAAGAUCGCUGAAAUCCUCAAAGAUCGUCCAUCUUGGUUUCGUGACUGCCGUUGCGUUGAAUUAUUUAGUGUAAUCCCUACAGGAAAUGGAGGGUCAAUAGAACUCAUAUACAUGCAGACUUAUGCACCAACAACAUUGGCAUCGGCACGUGAUUUUUGGACACUAAGAUAUACUACAAGUUUAGAAGAUGGAAGUCUUGUGAUAUGCGAGAGGUCUUUGACUUCUUCCACUGGUGGCCCAGCAGGCCCGCCUCCGUCAUGUUUUGUAAGAGCCGAAAUGCUACCUAGUGGUUUUCUCAUACGACCUUGUGAGGGUGGUGGCUCCAUUGUUCACAUCGUUGAUCACAUCAACCUAGAUGCUUGGAGCGUUCCUGAAGUUCUGAGGCCGCUCUAUGAAUCAUCCAAAAUUCUAGCUCAGAAAAUGACUAUGGCUGCCUUGCGACACAUUCGGCAAAUUGCACAGGAAACUAGUGGAGAAAUUCAGUAUAGCGGGGGUCGUCAACCCGCUGUGUUAAGGACAUUUGGUCAGAGAUUGUGCAGGGGUUUUAAUGAUGCUAUUAAUGGAUUUGUGGAUGAUGGUUGGUCGAUUAUGGGUAGUGAUGGUGUGGAGGAUGUGACCAUUGCCAUAAACUCAUCUCCAAGCAAAUUUCUUGGUUCGCAGUAUAACACAUUGUCAAUGCUUCCAACUUUUGGAGGAGUGCUGUGCGCAAAGGCAUCAAUGCUUCUUCAGAAUGUUCCCCCUGCUUUGCUUGUUCGUUUUCUGAGGGAACACCGUUCCGAAUGGGCUGACUACGGAGUUGAUGCUUACUGUGCUGCAUCUCUUAAAGCUAGUCCUUAUGCAGUUCCUUGUGCCAGACCCGGUGGCUUCCCUAGUAGCCAGGUCAUUUUACCUCUUGCGCAUACUGUGGAGCAUGAGGAGUUCUUGGAGGUGGUCCGCCUAGAGGGUCAUGCAUUUUCCCCAGAGGAUGUAGCUUUGUCACGAGAUAUGUACUUAUUACAGUUAUGCAGUGGGGUUGAUGAGAAUGCAGCUGGUGCCUGUGCUCAGCUUGUCUUUGCACCUAUUGAUGAAUCGUUUGCUGAUGAUGCUCCAUUGCUGCCAUCUGGUUUCCGAGUUAUACCAUUGGAUCCUAAAUCAGAUGCCCCUACUGCGACCCGAACAUUGGAUUUGGCUUCCACGCUUGAAGUGGGUCCUGGAAAUGCACGUCCGACUGGGGAAGCUGAUAUGAACAGUUAUAAUCUUAGAUCAGUUCUGACUAUUGCAUUCCAAUUCACUUUUGAAAACCACUUGCAAGAUGAUGUUGCUGCUAUGGCACGCCAGUAUGUGCGUAGUGUUGUUAGCUCUGUUCAGAGGGUUGCCAUGGCUAUUGCCCCCUCCCGACUCAGCACCUUUAUGGGGCCAAAGCCACUGCCUGGUUCACCUGAGGCUCUUACUUUGGCACGAUGGAUUUGCAGGAGCUACGGGAUCCAUACUGGAGGAGAGCUCCUCCUGGUCGACCUCCAAGCAGGUGAUGCUGUCUUGAAACAACUUUGGCACCAUACAGAUGCAAUAAUGUGCUGCUCUGUGAAGACAAAUGCAUCUCCAAUUUUCACCUUUGCAAACCAGGCAGGGCUUGACAUGCUUGAAACUACUCUUGUGGCCCUUCAAGAUAUAAUGCUGGAUAAGAUUCUUGAUGAAGCUGGUCGGAAGAUUCUACUCUCAGAGUUCUCUAAGAUCAUGCAACAGGGAUUUGCCUAUCUACCAGCGGGGAUAUGUGUAUCUAGCAUGGGCAGGCCGGUGUCUUACGAGCAAGCCAUCGCAUGGAAAGUCCUCAACGACGACGAUUCUAGUCACUGCCUAGCCCUCAUGUUCAUGAGCUGGUCUUUUGUGUAAAAGGGUAACAGAUACCCCCAAAACUUGGUAUUUUAGCUCUCUUAAGUUAUAAUAGUGUCUAUUUUGUUAGAAACUUGCAUGUGACAUAUGAAUGAUACAUUGGCAGUAUCUUAUGGCACUUAUCUAUUUAUAUAUGAUUGUAUGGGUUGUAUUA